Molecule: messenger RNA, 3697 nt
Organism: Haliotis rubra (blacklip abalone)
Lineage: Eukaryota; Metazoa; Mollusca; Gastropoda; Lepetellida; Haliotidae
Exons: 2
Coding region: 488-2338 (616 amino acids)
Source: RefSeq, a predicted model, not a curated record
AUUGAUGUGUUUACUUUUAUUUUGUAUGAUUAAUCUAUAAUUUAAUGUUAGGGUUUUGUAUGAAAGGACCUUUGUAUUUUUUUCUCAAAGCUUGACUUUUGCUACUUUUGCCAAGUUUAUAUGCCAAUUUAUCACCUUAUUAUACCUCUAUGAAAUGUACUUCUAUGAACACUAGUUUUAUCUUUGUUUGUUGACUAUGAACUGAUAAAGAUUAACUUUAUAUCAAUGCUGUUUUGCAUGUGCAAGUGGAAAAUUGUGCAUUCAUGUCAGCUGUGAAUAACUUGAACAGAAACCCAUACUCACUACUGUGUGGGGUCAGGCAACAGGCAGCAAACUGUUACUCUCUAUACAAAUUGUGUGAGCUGCAGGUGCUACAGGUAUAGGAGGACAUGUUUACCUUUUAGCAAACACCUGGUGUCAUUACUGAUUUUCUGUAAUCCAUUCAUAGAAUUUUAACCAAUAUUUUUUUUUAAAUUCUCAACCGUUGAUGCUUUAUAUGUACAUUUUAUCAGAUGAAUCUUAUGGUUAUAGAAGAGUUUUGACACCUAUGCCAAUAAUAAGCCCAGUGGUUAACUCUUUUUACGAUGUUUCAGGUGGUCCAGUGUCUCGGGUGGUGGACUUGACCAAUGCUUCCAAUGUCUCCGUCUCCCUUGGGGAACAAGAAACUAAAGGAAGCCUGUCACAUGAACGCUACAGCCAAAGGGUUGAACACCUGAAGGAGUAUUUUGUGGACAUCCGUGCUGUCCAGACAGCCAAACAGCUUCUUGAGCAGCAUGGCCAUGUCAGCAUCUGUGGAGCUCCAGGAGAUGGGAAGACCAGCACUGCUCUGAUGAUCUGUGAGGCAUAUCAAGAAAAGAGAUAUGAAACAGUGUUUGUGGAAAACAUUGAACAAUUUGAUGUUGAUACAAUUUCUAAACGACAUUCACACAUGCUGGUUGUUUUUGAUGAUAUUUUUGGCUCUAUUGCAUUCAUUUCAAAUUUGGGAGCGAUCCGUAAGUUGCUCAGUGCCUUAGCUGAUGAUCUCACUAAAACUGCUGCUGAUAAAGAGAGGGAUUCUAAGAAGAAGAAAAGUAAACAUUCAAAGGGUGAUGAAAAAUCAAACGAAGAUAAGGAGAAAUCCAAAGAAGAAACCCCUAUCUACAAACUGCGGCUUGUUUUCACCUCUAGAACAUACAACUGGAAGGAGGGAUGCUCAAGGCUACAUCAGUACAAAGAGGGUCUACUUAAAACAGAAGCUACUCUUGAUAUGACUGAACACCAUCUCACAGUUGAAGAAAAGAUACGUAUGUUACUUUCAUACAUGACCAAACAUCCCUCAAGUGAUAUCUCUGAAAAGGACAUGUGUACCAUCACUGAUUCAAAACACAACAUAUUUGGAUUCCCUCUUAUCACCAAACUCUUUUUUACCAAUGCAAAGUUCCAGAUGCACAACUUGAAAUUCUUCAACUAUCCACUGAACUAUCUAAGAGAUGACAUUGACAGUAUUGUCCGGGAAAAAAGCAAUAGAUCAGCAGCCAUCCUCAUCCUCAUCCUUUGUGAUGGAAACCUGAACCUUGUUUCUUUGCAGUCAAGCAAAGCUGGACAUGCCAUGUUUGAAGCUGUGAAGAAAGUAGUUCCUGAGUGUACAGAAACCGAGAUUGCCAAGGAGAUCAACAACUUUACUGGGAUCUACUGUACAGUGGAGGAUCACAUGGCAUCUUUCUCCCACCCCGCCAUAUACGAUGCUGCAGCAUGUGCUGUAGGACAUCUCAAUAUCGUGUUGCUGCUGGAACACUGCUCCCUGAAAUUCAUGUAUGAAAGAGUGAGACUAGCUAAGAUUUCACAAAAAUCAUCAGACGUUGAUGAUGUCACAAACAUGAUCUACAUCACUCCCCAACUACACCAAGUAGUAGCAAACAGACUGGUUGAAGGUAUUACACAAAGACGCUUCAUUUGGACAGUGAAACAUCCAGUUCUAAGUGAUGAGAUGAUUGCCUCCUUACUAUGGACAGAGAUUAAUGAUAACAUCGUUGAGAUUGUCCAGCAAAAGGAUAGAGACAGUGGUGAAUGGUUUAUAUAUUUGACUUCUGUGUCUGAGAGUUACACUCUGUUCUCUAAGUCAUUAGAUGUUAUUCGAAGAUUGCAUAACACCACAUUUGAUCUGUAUGAGUGUGUGGUAGCCUGUGUUAGACAUGGCAAACUGGAACACCUUAAACAUCUAGUUACUGAGAUGUGUCUACAUGGUGGGUUCAAUGUUGAAUUUUCCAUAGCUGGGGAAACCCUGCUCAUUAUGGCUGCCAAGUCAGGACAUUCAAAGGUGUUUGAAUUUCUCAGUCAAAAAGGCGAGAUAUUUCAGUGAAGGACAGGACUGGAAACACAUGUUUGCAUUAUGCUUGUAAAUCAGGAAGCAUGGUGUUGACAAGAAAGUUGAUUGAAAUGUGUCCUGUUUUGAUAGAUUUGCUGAAUCAUAAGGGGUUUACACCUGCAAUGCUUUGUGCUGAAGGAGGUCAUCUUCAUCUCCUGAAGUUCCUGAAACAAGAAGGAGCCCAAUUAACAUUUACCAACUCUGUCGGAACAGAUUGUUUGCAUUUGGCGAGUAAAGAAGGCAACUUGUCAACUGUAAACUUUUUGAUUGCACUGAAAAUAUUUGAUGUAAACAAUAUGGAAAUAGAGAUGAUGCAAACACCCAUCAUGAUGGCAGCGGAAGGAGGACACUAUGAUGUUUAUGAUCUCCUUGUGUCUGAGGGUGCAGAUCUGACCCUUACAGAUGAUAAGGACAGAGACUGUCUGGUGUUGGCUUGUGAAGGAGGUAACAUAUCCAUAGUAAAAGAUGUCUUGGCAAGGAAAUCAUGUGACAUCAACAAACAGGGAGGAUGGUAUAAACAAACACCCGUCAUGAUGGCAGCGGAAGGAGGACACUAUGACAUUUAUCUCCUUGUGUCUGAGGGUGCAGAUCUGACUCUUACAGAUAGAUACGACAGAGACUGUCUGAUGUUGGCCUGUGAGGGAGGUAACACAUCCAUAGUAAAAGAUGUCUUGGCAAGGAAAUCAUGUGGCAUCAACAAACAGGGAAGAAUGGAGGAACAAACACCCGCCAUGAUGGCAGCGGAAGAAGGACACUAUGACAUUUAUCAUCUCCUUGUGUCUGAGGGUGCAGAUCUGACCCUUACAGAUGAUAAGGACAGAGACUGUCUAAUGUUGGCAUGUCAGGGAGGUAACAUAUCUAUAGUGAAAGAUGUCUUGGCAAGGAAAACCUGUGACAUCAACAGACGGGGAGGAUUGGAUGAACAAACACCCGUCAUGAUGGCAGCGGAAGAAGGAAACUAUGACGUUUAUGAUCUCCUUGUGUCUGAGGGCGCAGAUCUGACCCUUACAGAUGAUGAGAACAGAGACUGUCUAAUGUUGGCCUGUGAGGGAGGCAACAUAUCUAUAGUGAAAGAUGUCUUGGCAAGGAAAAUCUGUGACAUCAACAGAUGGGGAGGAUGGAAGGGACAAACACUCGUGAUGAUGGCAGCGGAGAAAGGAAACUAUUAUAUUUAUGAUCUCCUUGUGUCUGAGGGCGCAGAUCUGACCCUUAUUGAUAAUGGCAACAGAGACUGUCUGAUGUUGGCAUGUGAGGGAGGCAACAUAUCUAUAGUGAAAGAUCUCUUGUCAAGGAAAACCUGUGACAUCAACAGACGGGGAGGAUUUGAUGAACAAACACCCGUCAUGAUGGCAG